AUGAUGAUGUCUCAGGGAAGAGGUAAUGCAAUUGCUGUCUUAGUUCUGCUACUGGGUAUGCUCCUUCACUGUGGUAAUGUUUGGGCAGCAACCUAUACUGUUGGAGAUGCUGGUGGAUGGGCCUUCAAUGUUGUGGGUUGGCCUAAUGGAAAGACCUUUAGGGCUGGUGAUGUACUCGUGUUCAACUACAACCCAACAUUGCACAAUGUGGUUGGUGUAGGCAAACAUGGUUACGAUACAUGCACGGCAGCAGGACAAAAAUUUCAAACUGGAAGAGAUAAAAUCAAGCUUGUGAAAGGAUUUAACUAUUUCAUUUGCGGUUUUCCUGGGCAUUGUGCAAGUAACAUGAAAAUAGCUGUUAACGCAAUGUAA
Quercus robur (English oak) is the source of this 372-nucleotide messenger RNA. RefSeq names its product basic blue protein-like. Gene Ontology annotation, cellular component: plasma membrane. The record is from RefSeq and is a predicted model, not a curated record. The transcript is spliced from 2 exons. Lineage: Eukaryota; Viridiplantae; Streptophyta; Magnoliopsida; Fagales; Fagaceae. Gene Ontology annotation, molecular function: electron transfer activity. Bases 1 to 372 code for a protein of 123 amino acids.